AUGUCAGGCGGUCUCUACGGAGGUAUCAACUUCUCCGCUCCAUCUGCUAUCGCCUCUAGCGGCAUAGCGACUCCCACCCUUUCUACCUCUACUGAUCACCCUGCCUCCGCCACCACCGUCGUCGCUGCUCCGUCAACCGAUGAGCUCAUCCCGGAAAAUGGAAAGGAUUACGGCCAGGAGACGAACAACCCAGGCAUGAGCGCCCGCAUGGAACGGUCUGCAGCCCUCGCUUUCGCUCCUGUGAGAAGACAGGCCAACAAGCCCAAACCGGCGGUCAGCAAGCCUCUCGCUGCUCGACUCCCAAACCUUGGGGUACCGGCCUCGACGACGAUCGCCCCUUUUCCCGGUCCGGGCGUGUCCAGCACUGCGACCAUUUCCGCUACUGCGGUCGUUUUCGCCCCGCCUACGGUUAGUGAGCCACCCCCGGAAGCGGCGGAGGGAUGGACGAAGAAGAUCAAGCCUCCUAGUAUGGUGCUCGAUGAGGAUGUGAAUGGUUUUAGAGGAGGGAGGGGAGGUGGUGGUGGAGGUGGUAGGCACAAGAAGAAAAGGAAGAACAAGCAGCAGAAUGUGAAUGUGUGGGAUCCUACGGAGAUGUAUGAUCCUACACGUCCGAAUGACUACCUUGAGUACAAGGCUUACAGAGAGAGGGAGAAAGAGGAGGCUGCGAUGAGGCGCUACGAAAGGAAGCGUUCUUGGCAUAGCAGCGAGGAUGAAGAAGGGAGCGGAAGUGAUGGCGAGAAUCGCUGGAGGCCGCAAAAGGCCGGUCGUUUCGAGCCGCGUGUUCGGGAUGAAUACGACGACGACGAACCUGCCCGACCUCGUGGCCUCGGUGCACCUUCCUUUGCACCUUCGUCUUCGAAGGUUUCUGGAGAUGCACCAUCCUUCGUUUCCACCGCCCCUGUUCAAAUCGCAAAAGACAUGACCGGGGAUGAGGCGUAUCAACGCCGUCUGGCCAUGUCUCGCGGUCCUGCCGUUGCUGCCGUUCCAUCUCCUGUGCCGUCGCCAUCUCCCCGUCCUCCUUCGCCUGCGCCAAGACCCAUCAUGGCCGAGACUGGGGAGGAAGCUUACCAGCGGCGCCUUGCUAUGAGCCGUGGGGCAGCCCCCAGACCCCCAUCUCCGCCGCUGCCCGCUAGUGCUCCUGAACCUCCCCAAUUCGUGCGUCCUCCACCAGAGCCAGAGGACGCCGAAUAUUCCUGGGCUGCACCACCCGCCUUCCCUCCUACAUUACCUGUCGCCCCUCCUCCAACAUCUUCUACGCCUCCCAUGGCAAUGGAUCCUGCCGUCGAGAAGCGUCGACAGGCGGCAGCAGCUAUUGCUGCUAAACUUGCAGCGUUGGCACCUGGCGGACCCACGUCUGUUUUCCAAGCGCCGAAACCUGCGUCUCCUGCGCCCGAAGAAAAUGCAGGUACUCCGCCUGAAGAGGCUGACUCGCACAACUUCGCGGCCCGUAUGAUGGCAAAAUGGGGUCACAAAGAAGGUCAGGGACUCGGCGUGAGCGGCGCGGGUAUCGUCCACGCUCUGUCUGUGGAGAAGGUUGGUGGGGCAAAGAAGGGCAAACCUGAGCAGGGUCGGUCAGGCAUGGGCAAGAUCAUCAAUGUCAACGAGGAUGUUAAGUUGAAAGAGGAGGUGGAGCGAUGGGGAGAGCAUAGCCAGGUUAUUUGCCUGAGGAAUAUGGUAGGCAAGGAAGAUGUCGACGCUGACUUGCAGGGAGAAAUUGCCGAGGAGUGCUCAAAGCACGGCGUAGUCGAGCGUGUCUACAUCCACGUCGCCCCGCGCCGCAGCGCGCCCGAAGACGAAGUCCGCAUAUUCGUCAAGUUUUCUGGACCUGUCGGUGCAUGGAAGAGCGUUCGUGAGCUGGACGGACGGUUCUUCAAUCGCCGGACCGUGAAGGCGAGGUAUUAUGAUGAACAGCAGUUCGAUAUGCACUACUUUGACAUGCCCUUGCCUUGAGUUCUUCUUUUACAUUCUCAUUCCUUUUACGUUGACGCUGUACUUCUUGAAUUGAUCAUCCCUGGCCAACGGAGUUGGGCCAGGUCUUCCA
Molecule: messenger RNA, 2041 nt
Organism: Dacryopinax primogenitus
Lineage: Eukaryota; Fungi; Basidiomycota; Dacrymycetes; Dacrymycetales; Dacrymycetaceae
Exons: 6
Coding region: 1-1950 (649 amino acids)
Biological process (GO): mRNA cis splicing, via spliceosome
Cellular component (GO): precatalytic spliceosome
Molecular function (GO): nucleic acid binding
Source: RefSeq, a predicted model, not a curated record